CGUCGGCUCUUCGUCUUGGCCUCUUGUGCGUUUCUCCAUCGUUAAAACUCAACAUUAGGAGCUCGCAUCAUCAUAGAGCUAUGGCGGAAGAAGAAACAGUUACGUCUUUGAAAUCUGAAAUAGCUACUUUACGAGGCAGAGUAAACGAACUGGAAGCGGAGAAUGCCGAAUUGGCUGCACGAAUGGCCAAUUGUUGCUGUGAUCAGAAAGGGACACAACAGCUUGGUGAGUCGGAAGUGGAGUGCAGAAGCUCACUAGAGCCCAACGGGGAAAGAAAUUCAGGAGGUGCAGAAACAAAGAAGACCAGAAGAAAGAAAAGAGUAGCAGAAAUUUCAAGUUAUGACUCAAGGACAGUGAGUCACUGCCCAAGGAGAUAUGUUGCCUUAAAAGUUAUGUAUUUUGGUCCAAGGUUUUAUGGUUUUGCAUCGGAGGCACAAAUGGAACCAACCGUUGAGUCAGAGAUUUUCAAAGCUCUUGAGAAGACAAGGCUUUUAGUUACUAACAAGAAGGAAGCACAGUAUUCCCGGUGUGGUCGAACUGACAAAGGAGUAUCUGCUGUUGGACAGGUUAUUGCUCUGUUCUUACGGUCAAAACUUCGCCACCUUAACUCAAACACCUCAGAUUCAAGGGAAAAUUUUGUUGACGGACAAAAUGAAGAGGAAAUUGAUUAUGUACGAGUAUUGAAUCGGGCACUUCCGCAAGACAUUCGAAUUUUUGGCUGGUGUCCUGUUCCAGUUGAUUUCCAUGCAAGGUUCAGCUGUUUGGGCAGAGGGUACAAAUAUUUGUUUUGGAGUGGCACACUGGAUCUUCAGGCUAUGGAGACGGCUGGUAAGAAAUUUGUUGGGGAGCAUGACUACAGGAACUUCUGUAAGAUGGAUGCAGCCAAUGUGCACAACUAUGUGCGGCGCAUAGACUCGUUUGAAAUUUCUCCUUCUGAUUUGAGGUUUCAAGGUAAUCAACUCUUUGCAAUCAAAAUCAAAGGCAGUGCUUUCCUGUGGCACCAAGUCCGGUGCAUAGUUGCUGUGCUUUUUAUGGUUGGUGAGGGACUUGAAUCUCCAGAUGUGGUAGAUACAUUGCUUGAUACGAGCAGGACAACAAGAAAGCCUCAGUAUGCCAUGGCUUCAGAAAUCCCAUUGAUUCUGUCUUCUUGUGAUUUUGAAGGCCUCAAGUUUACUUGUUCAUCAGUUGCCGAGCAGGAUCUUUCUGUGCACUUGGAAAAUGAAUGCAGAACCUACCAACUUCAAGCUGCUAUCUAUAACGAGGCUAUGUUGAGCUGUAUGCGCCCAACAGGUACUGCAUAUAAGCACAACGGGGAAAGCUUUGUGAAAAUCAGAGGGAAAGCUUCCCAUAUUCCUUUGAUGUCGAGACCAACAGAACCAUCAUACGAGGAGCGACAUGCUAAGUUGAAACUUCGGGAUGCAGGAGGGAGUUAACAUUUUUUAUUGGCUACUGUCCCUUCAGCUAGAUGCUGUCCUGAUCAUUCAAUGCAGAACCCAGAAGAAAUCGACACAUUCGACGUGUUGCAGCUUUAUACGUUCCCCUCAGACCGUCUUUGGCGUUGUUUACCGGUCCACUUGCUGCACUGUUGUACACUGAGAUACGAGUUCUCGUUAGCAGUUCAUGGAUACUAGAGAUUGUUAGACGGCAACAUAGUGUGGUGUUGUAAUGUUGUGGAAGUGGAAUGUCUAAACCCUACGCAAUUCAUCUCCCAGCCUGCAUCCUCCUUUCUCCUUCCCCACUCUCUCUCUAUCUAUCUCCCUUCGCCGCCUCGUGCUCCUUCCGAUAGGAACCGCCGGACGUUCAAUCGCCGUUCUUCUAUCGCCGCCGUCCGAAUCCUUAUGGUCAGUGGAAUGGAGCUGACCAGAAUGGCUGCUAACCACCUACUCCGCACCCGCCUCUUCGUCCGCUUCAUGGGCGGCGGGCCGCGCACCUUCCCCGGCGGAUUGAACAAGUGGCAGUGGAAGCGCCUCCACGAGAAGAAGGCUUCGGAGAAGGAGAAGCGCCUCCUCGACCAAGAGAAGCAGCUCUACCAGGCCAGAAUCCGGUCCUCAAUCCGCGCCAAACUAGCCGAUAGCCCACCGCCCAACAACGAUUCGUCGUCUUCCAAUUACAAUCCCAUGGCUCCGAAAGACCAAGUCAAGGCGCUCGCCGAUCGUUUCAUGAAGGAAGGAGCAGAGGAUUUGUGGAAUGAGGAUGAUGGCCCUUUGAAACCGACGCCUCCGAGACCUAAUGAACGACGAGCAGGCUCGACUGCGGCGGCAGCGUCAUCGAAUCACGAACAGGGUUACUCUGAUUCGGCCGUUGAUUUGAGGCAAUUGAUGACGGAGUCCCAGGAGGAGUUUUAACUUCUUAACCCUUCUGGUCAGCAGUUCUCCGGGUUCGUGCCUCACCGGAUUUCUCAAAGGUUCAGCUGGCAAUCUGUGAGGUGUCUUUGGAUUCGAACACUACUCUCCGAGGCAAACUCCAAAUUCCCCCAUGGACAGACAGCUCUCUAUCUGGUUAGUUGCUUGAUGGAUUGGCGAGACGUUUGAACUGGUGGAUUGUGGUAUUAGAGAAAUUCGACGAUUUGGGUAUCAUGUGGAAUUAAAAGAUGUUAUCUUGUUGAUAUGUGUGUGAUUUCAGGAGAAUGCAAGGUUAAGAUUUGAGAAGGAUUAUGGCCUCUCGAUUCGAUUUAUGCUUAGCACCUUUGCCAAUACGUGAGAAGUAGUGAUGGAUGAUCUUGAUUCAUGAGAGGUCCUCACAUGUCAUAUUGGAGUUUGUUCAUGGUUUUGUGCAACAUUAGGUCAUGACUCUGGGGACAAGAAGGCUGGAACAUUUGGGUCGACCUUCUUUAGUCUUCUCCGGUGAAUUGUGGCUGAGCAGAGAGAGGUUAUGUCGUCGGGGGAAAGGCUUGGCUCGUCGGAGGCAGAGGAAUAAGGGAGGAGAGCAUGUGUGUGUGACAUUUGGUUGGAAUUUCAAUUUGAAUUUGGGUUAAUACCCUCGUUUGGCACGAAGUAUAGCGUU
Molecule: messenger RNA, 3003 nt
Organism: Linum tenue
Lineage: Eukaryota; Viridiplantae; Streptophyta; Magnoliopsida; Malpighiales; Linaceae
Source: the annotation of a GenBank genome assembly